AGAAGAAGCUGAAGGGAAUGAGGAAUUCAGAAGAAGAAGAAAUAGGAAGCGUUUUUGUCUCCAAUUAGAUAAUUUUCUUGAGCGACAUUUUGCUCUAAAAAAUCGGUUGUGUUAUUACAUAAAUAUACAGCACUUCAGUAUUCAAAAUAUUUGAUUAAACGACGUUUCCAGAAUCUGAACAUCUGUUUAUUCACGAUGAACCUGGAACGACUUCCAAAUGAGGAGAAACUCAGCCUGUGCAGAAAAUAUUACUUGGGUGGUUUUGCAUUUCUUCCUUUCCUGUGGCUUGUUAAUGUUGUUUGGUUUUUCCGGGAGGCUUUUGUGAAGCCAGCCUACACUGAACAGCUCCAGAUAAAAACAUAUGUUCAGCGGUCAGCUCUGGGGCUGCUGUUGUGGGUAGCAGUACUCACGACCUGGAUCACAAUUUUCCAGCACUUCAGAGCAGAGUGGGGGGAGGUGGGAGAUUACCUCUCCUUUACAAUUCCACUGGGCACUCCAUGAAAAAUUUAAAUGUCAGGUCUUCUGAAAAUAACUAUUGUUCCAAUAUAAUGGACCAAAUAAGUUUCCAUUAACUAGAACAAAAACUUUUGGACUGUUUUUAUGAUCCUUAAGUGGCAGAAUAAUAUGUUAAUAGUAAUCUCUCAUCCAUUUAAAAGACGCUGUAGAACUCAGAAGAGUAUUUCAUGGUUGACAAGGCUUUUUUGCAAAGUUCUUUGGUUAUAAAGCUAAUCCUGUAUAAAAUUUUAUAAUGAUAAAGUUGGAUGUACAUUCAAGUUUGUUCGACAUGGAACAAUAAAUUCAUCAAACUUU
Melanotaenia boesemani (Boeseman's rainbowfish) is the source of this 810-nucleotide messenger RNA. RefSeq names its product presenilin enhancer, gamma-secretase subunit (gene psenen). Gene Ontology annotation, cellular component: gamma-secretase complex. Bases 196 to 501 code for a protein of 101 amino acids. The record is from RefSeq and is a predicted model, not a curated record. NCBI's taxonomy places the organism in Eukaryota, Metazoa, Chordata, Actinopteri, Atheriniformes, Melanotaeniidae. Gene Ontology annotation, biological process: Notch receptor processing. The transcript is spliced from 4 exons.